GUGCCUCAUUUCUUUUAUUGCCUUCCUCAGUACAAAUUAAUUUUUAUGGAAAUGAACCAGAGCUUGUUAUACUCCCUCCGUCCCAUAAAGAUAGGGACGGUUUGACUAAAGUGGUAAAAUAAGGAGGGACCAUUUUGUGUUGACUUUCCAAAAAUAUCUUUGAUGUGAUGGGUAAAAGUAGGAUGUGAUAUGUAGAUUAUUAGGAAAAAUGUAUGAUAGGUAGGGUAUGAAAAAGUAAGGGGUAAAAGUGGUUUUUUAAUAGAAAUGAGAAGAACUUUUGGGGACACAAUUUUUUUGAAACGUGAAGGACUUUAUGCGACGGAGGGAGUACUUCAGAAGCUCCAUGAAUGUGUGUAUAUCAAGGAUAUAAAUGUUAGGAGCUUAAAUUGAAGAACAAAAUCGCUAGAAACUUACACAGUUCUCAUAUAUGGCUGAAUAUUAACGAUCCAUGGUCACUCUAUUAUUGCACAGCUUGCUGAAUUUUAGCUUCAGAUUGUUGAGAGAAAAUACUGUAAAAUUCUAACCUGAAAGUCAAAACGGAAUGGACUUGUUGCACUAAUUUUCAUUAUUUCUGUCACACGACCCAACUUUUUUGAGGCUGAUUAGAUAUAUGGUGAAAUCCACUCAUUGGUGGGGGCGGGAUGGAACAGGUAUUUUGACAAAAUUGACCAAUCUUUUGCAUGUCAGCCUCAUUCCCUCAUACUUACUUUAUUUGUGUUUGUUCAAUGCUCUCUUGGUCACAAUCAUCUGUUAUUUCUCUGCCAGAGGUGCUGGCAAAUACAUAAUGGUUCCAUUUAUAUUCUCACAAUAAAAUGAUGUAUAUAUGCUCCCUUUCUCUAAAUCCUUGUUCACAAAGCACAGAAAUCAGAGAAUGGCUGAAGACCAAUCAGUACUUGGAAGGCGGCGCAUUUACUAUGAUCAAAAUGGAAGCGAGGCACUAAUCUGCAGCGACAGUGAAGAAGAUAAUGCAGAACCAGAGAUAAAGAAACAUUCAUUCUCAAAAGGAGAGGAUAUGAUUCUAAGGAUGGCUUUACAAGAGUACGGGAUAAGUGGAAAGGUUCUAAGCAUGUUGACCCAAUUCAUUGGAGGCUCCACUUCUGAAAUCCAGGACCGGUACAAUGUUCUUGAAGGAAAACAUAUGGAAGCAGAAAAAAACAUAAAAUCCUUGGAAGAAAGAGGAUCUGAAAGAAAGCUGCUGCUGGAGAAAAGCCUUUCCACUGCCUUGGAUUCUUUCGAUAAUCUUUUUUGUCGCCGUUGUUUGGUGUUUGACUGCCGUCUACAUGGCUGUUCUCAAGUUCUCAUUGAUGCUAGUGAGAAGCAAUCAUACUUUCCUGAUAAAGUUCACAGGAAACCCUGCAGUGAUCAGUGUUAUCUUCAGUUCAAAGUCACUAGAAUCUUACCUGGGGAUCCAGCCACAGAUCUACCUGGUAGAUCUGAAAGAAAGAUUUUAGAAAAGAAGACUGAGAAUUUGGCCAGUCUCAAUGCCGGAGAGCAAGGUGAUCACUCUGACAGCAAUCCAAAACAAAAAGCAUUAGAUCCUAUGUACCUAACCCCAGAAAACCAUAAAGGGCAUAAACUAGUUUCUGAUGAACUACUACAAGAUCCUCACAAUAAGAAGCUGAAGUUGUCAGUUCCUAGUUCCAUUGGCAUGCCCAUGGAAUGUGUAUCUGAUGCAAAUCAUCCAAAGAUGAUUACUGAUGAUGUUGUUUGUGAGUCGCAUAAGUGUUCAUCGGAGUCAAGUAGUCGUUUAAUCAUGCCUGGAGACAAUACCGAGGCCAUUAAUAAAUGUAAAGAAGCAGCCACUUGUGACACUCCUAAGGGGGAUCCAAGGUCUAGUUUUGGUAAAACGCUUCGUAAAGGCUUGCUUGGAAUCCCUGAUUGGAAACCACUUGAGAAAGAAUUAUAUUUGAAGGGCAUAGAGAUAUUUGGCAUGAACAGCUGCCUCAUAGCUAGGAAUUUACUCCCUGGUUUGAAAUCGUGCAUCGAAGUUUCAAGAUACAUGUAUAAUGAUGGAGCACAAAUGCAUCCUGGAUCCUCUGACAUUCUCUGUUUCUUUUCCGAUCACAACAGGGAAGCUCAAUUGGAUCAAAUGGAGUUAGAUAUGCCAGCUAGAUCCCGUCUUUUUCGUCGAAGGGGCAGGGCUCGUAAGCUCAAGUACUCAACAAAGUCAUCUGGUCAUCCAUCAUUGUGGAGAAAAGUUGCAGAUGGGAAAUAUCAGUCCUGCAAUCAAUAUAAUCCAUGUGGGUGCCAAUCUAUGUGUGGAAAGGAAUGCACUUGUUUACAGAACGGUACUUGCUGUGAAAAAUAUUGUGGGUGCUCAAAAGGCUGUAAAAAUCGCUUUCGUGGGUGCCACUGUGCAAAGAGUCAAUGUAGAAGUCGGCAAUGCCCGUGCUUUGCUGCAGGACGAGAAUGUGAUCCAGAUGUUUGCCGCAAUUGUUGGGUUAGCUGUGGAGAUGGGUCGCUAGGUGAACCUCCCAGGCAAGGAGAUAGUCAAUGUGGUAACAUGAGGCUCCUCUUGAGGCAGCAACAACGGAUCCUUUUGGCAAAAUCUGAUGUAGCUGGGUGGGGUGCAUUUCUGAAGAGCCCCGUUAACAAAAACGAUUACCUGGGAGAAUAUACAGGUGAAUUGAUCUCACACAGAGAAGCAGAUAAGCGUGGAAAAAUAUAUGAUCGGGCUAAUUCCUCCUACCUUUUUGACUUGAAUGAUCAGUAUGUGCUUGACGCAUACCGCAAAGGAGACAAGCUGAAAUUCGCCAAUCAUUCCUCAAAUCCGAACUGCUAUGCGAAGGUGAUGCUGGUGGCUGGUGAUCACCGGGUUGGCAUCUUUGCAAAGGACCGCAUCGGAGCUAGCGAUGAACUUUUCUAUGAUUACCGGUAUGGGCCUGAUCAGGCACCCGCAUGGGCUCGCACCCCUCCCCCUCCUCAUCCCUUGAAGAGAGAUGGUUCGCCAUUACCCCACCUACUUCGUGCCAAGAAGCAUGCCCAAACUCUUCUUCAUUACACCAAUUAGUGUUAUGAUACUCCCUUUUAACAUGCUUCUUCUUUGCUGUAUUAUAUUGUUAAUAAAAAUAAUAGUGUAAAUUGAAUCAAUAAAUAAAGAUGAGCCCAAAUU
This is a messenger RNA of Cuscuta campestris, 3112 nucleotides long. NCBI's taxonomy places the organism in Eukaryota, Viridiplantae, Streptophyta, Magnoliopsida, Solanales, Convolvulaceae. The record is from the annotation of a GenBank genome assembly.